AUGUCUAAAAUACCAAGCCAGCAGGUGGUCAUUGUCGGAAUCGACGCAAAUGCGAAGAUGGGACUCGAACAGCAAUCCGAUGUGCUAGGAAAAUGGUACUAUGCAGCGGAACGCACGUCGGACAACGGUGACCGUCUGGUCGACUUGUGCGAACAGACGGGCCUCAUCAUCGCUUCCACGUUUAAGAGGAAUCAUCGACGCCAUCAGCUCACGUGGCAGGGGUCAACCCUUUUAACGCCUGAAGAGCAGCGCAAGCGGAAGACGAGGACUCUUAAGCUUCGGCUCGACUACGUUCUGGCGAGGAACAUUCCUCAGUCAGAUAUCCGAAAAUCUAGAGCUGUUUGGGACGUCGCGUUCGACUCUGACCACCGUCCAGUUCUUCUCAGCUUCAAGAUACGGUUCCACAAGAGAAAUCGAGGAGUUCCUCUUCAACCGAAAUUCGACAUGGCAGGUCUGAAAGACGAUGAGUGCUGA
Molecule: messenger RNA, 474 nt
Organism: Necator americanus (New World hookworm)
Lineage: Eukaryota; Metazoa; Nematoda; Chromadorea; Rhabditida; Ancylostomatidae
Exons: 1
Coding region: 1-474 (157 amino acids)
Source: RefSeq, a predicted model, not a curated record